Messenger RNA from Colletotrichum lupini, 267 nucleotides. RefSeq lists its product as uncharacterized. The coding region runs from base 1 to 267 and encodes 88 amino acids. The record is from RefSeq and is a predicted model, not a curated record. The transcript has 3 exons. Lineage: Eukaryota; Fungi; Ascomycota; Sordariomycetes; Glomerellales; Glomerellaceae.
AUGGCCUCGGACGACGUGACGGACAAGUGCCGCCUUGCCAUGGCCUACAGCCUACGGAUACUUCUUCUUUCUAUUGUCAAAGACCCAGGCCAGACUGAAGCUCUUCAGGACGCAUCGUGGCUCUCGCAGGAUGAUGCCGGCGGCGAGGGCGUUGGCACUCUGGGGGGCUCUUCUCCUCAGCUGUGGAAGACUCAUAGCGAAAUCUACCAUGCUGUGCAUCGACAGCCUGACAUGACAGGCUCUCGAGUAGGCACGCAAAGGCUCUAG